AUGGAUCGCGUUCGAAGGGCGUUGGGCCGUCAACCGUCCUCGGCCUCAGAGUAUGAACCUCUCAACGGCGCCGAGGAAGCAACCGCGCUCGAGGGCUCUACCCAGCUAGAAGGCCAACAUGACCUACCCUUUUCAUGGAUGGAAUACAGCAUAUUCGCCCUGCUGGGCGUUGCCAUGCUGUGGGCAUGGAACAUGUUUCUGGCUGCGGCGCCUUACUUUGCCUCGCGAUUUGCUGGUGAUGCUUGGAUCCAGGCCAAUUUCCAGUCUGCGAUCCUGACCGUGUCUACCAUAACAAACCUGGGUGCCAUGCUUGUCCUCACGAGCAUCCAGUACUCGGCUUCCUACCCCUUCCGGAUCAACCUAGCCCUCAUCAUCAACGUCAUAACCUUUUCCCUGCUAACGGCAUCCACCGUCCUUGGCCUUGGCGUAUCGCCAGCAGUGUAUCUCGUCUUCCUCCUCGUCAUGGUUGCAGGCGCCGCCACAGCUGCCGGCCUCAUCCAGAAUGGUGCCUUUGCCUUUGCCGCCAGCUUCGGCCGGCCAGAGUACAUGCAGGCCAUCAUGGCAGGACAGGGUGUUGCUGGCGUGCUCCCCCCAAUUGCGCAGGUCAUCACAGUCCUCGCCUUUCCUCCCGCUGAGAAGGAGCAGAAUGAAGGGCCCUCUGCUCAGGAUGGACAGGCUUCUGCUUUUGUCUACUUCCUCACGGCUGUAGCCGUCUCGGUAGCCGCCCUGCUGUCUUUCAUCCCUCUGGUUCGCCGGCACAACCACAUCAUUGAGAACCGCAUGAUCGAGCAAAUGGCCGAAUCAAUGCAUAGUGUUGAGGAAGCUGAGCGUGCCUCGCGCAAAGUAACCUCUCUCUGGCGCCUCUUCCAGAAGCUCCACUGGCUCGCCAUUGGUGUGGCCCUCACCUUUAUCGCGACAAUGUUCAUGCCUGUUUUCACAACAAAGAUCCACUCCGUCAAGGAGGGCUCCGGUCCUCUCUUCCAACCCAAUGCCUUUAUCCCACUUGGAUUCUUCUUUUGGAAUCUCGGUGACCUUGGCGGCCGCAUCGCAACCAUGAUGCCCUUCACCCUGCAGCACCGGCCAUUUGCCCUCUUCAGCCUCGCCGUUCUCCGCUUCGGCAUACUACCCCUCUACCUGCUCUGCAACAUUGGCGGUCGUGGCGCCGUUGUCUCAAGCGACUUCUUUUAUCUCUUUAUCGUCCAGCUGGCCUUUGGUGUGACCAAUGGCUGGCUUGGCUCGAGCUUUAUGAUGGCGUCGGGUGAGUGGGUGGACGAGGGUGAGCGUGAGGUUGCCGGCGGCUUCAUGGGCUUGUGCCUCGUUGCAGGGUUAUCGAUUGGUAGCUUGUUGAGUUUUACGAUAGCUGAUAUUUAG
Fusarium keratoplasticum is the source of this 1371-nucleotide messenger RNA. RefSeq lists its product as uncharacterized. Gene Ontology annotation, biological process: nucleoside transmembrane transport. Gene Ontology annotation, molecular function: nucleobase transmembrane transporter activity; nicotinamide riboside transmembrane transporter activity. Gene Ontology annotation, cellular component: plasma membrane; fungal-type vacuole membrane. Lineage: Eukaryota; Fungi; Ascomycota; Sordariomycetes; Hypocreales; Nectriaceae. The transcript has 2 exons. The record is from RefSeq and is a predicted model, not a curated record. The coding region runs from base 1 to 1371 and encodes 456 amino acids.